Molecule: messenger RNA, 666 nt
Organism: Protopolystoma xenopodis
Lineage: Eukaryota; Metazoa; Platyhelminthes; Monogenea; Polystomatidea; Polystomatidae
Source: the annotation of a GenBank genome assembly
AUGUGUAACAAUUGUGGCUACAACGACGCAUUGAUCAGUCGAUUCAUGCAUUAUCAAGCGCAUAUGCUUCAUCUUGUCUCGGAUUUCGCUGUUGCCACCUUACGACAACAAGUCGGGGGGGCAACUUUUGACACUCCUGUUAAUCUAUUAGACAGAGUGAAUACAACUUCUGAGGCCAAUACAGUUUCUACUCCUGAUUCUGCCUCUGCUCAGACAAAAACUUCCUUUACAAGUGCUCCAACUCAGUCUUCUUCGCACCUCGACAUGCAAACGCCCUCGAACCCUGUCAUUGUAGAGGCCGCCAGCUCUAGCCUCGCUUCUUCACAAGAAGCGGUGCCUGAAACUUCAACAACACCGACUGAGGCCCCCACGCGCCGACAUCCUACGGUUCCUCGGCGCUUUUUAAUAGUUCCAGAGAUGGAGGGUCAACUUGUGCAUGCCAGAAUUAACAUUGAGCCAACUACGCUCAUGCUAGCUAGGCCGAUUUCUCAACCAUCGGCUCCCAUUAACACAACUAGUGAUGCUUUAGCAUCAGUCGAUCCAUCUGGUUCAGAUGCCAGUAAUGCUCGGUCGUCAUCUGAGAGCAGACUUAGUGAACAAUCUAUUUGGUAUGCCAGGUUAAUAUCAAACAUCAUAGGUUUUAGUAUUUACAAAAAUUCACAGUAA